UGUACAUGCAGACUGUGAUCUCUGUGAACUCGUCCAUUGUUGCGACGCAGGGUCCUUCCUUCUGUCCUACGUGGCGGUACUGGCGAUUAAAGCUUUGUGGGGUGUUGCUCCCACAUAAACACAAUGAGCGAGUAUCCACAAGACGUACAGGCUUUCCUACAACAACACCCAUGUCUGCAGCCCAUAGCGGGGAAUAAGGUCAGGUGUAUUUUGAGCGGCCAUGAGAUUCCCUGUUGCCUGGCUGAACUCCGUGCUUACGUUGGUGGGAAGAAAUACCAGCGUCUGUCUGCUGGCGGGUCCAACUUCAAUUACAGCCAAUAUGAACCACACGUGGUUGCCAGCACCAAAGAACCAAAUCGUCUGUUCUGUAAACUGACCCUCCGGCAUAUCAAUCGCAUUCCCCAGCAUGUUCUGCUCCAUGUUUCUGGGAAAAGGUAUCAGCGGGCACUGAAGAACUAUGAGGAGUGUGUUCGUCAGGGGGUGCCGUUCGUCCCGGCCUGCCUCAAGCAGAAGAAACAUGUGAGUGAGCCAGAGGGAGGCGGCAAGUUGUGGGAGCCGAAUUCCGGCGAGGAAGAUGGUGACGAAUCAGAGGAUAGCAUGAGUGACCUCUACCCUGUGGAGAUGUUUCCUCGGGAGAGUGAGAUGGAGGUGGAGGUGGAGAGAGAUGAGUUUGAGAUGCACAGCGAGAGCGAGGCAGAGGCCUCCCCUGGCAUGCAAAGGGACAGCAUUAAGACCGAGGUCAAUGGGCAGACACAGUGUAAGCGGAAGAGGAAGCAGUCCAGUUCCCUACAGAAGAAGCUUAAGAGUCACCAUUGGAAAGGAAAAGGCUUCAAGAAAGCUGAAAAAAUGAAAACUUAAAAUAAGACAAUGAAUCCAACGUGUGUGUGUGUGUGUGGUGCUACCCGUCCUUCCUGUUGGUUCACUUUCACCUACAAAUGUGUAAGCAGUGAAAUAACCACUUAUGUAUGAUAUUAACAAAAAAUAAAUUGUAUCCCUGCA
Messenger RNA from Polyodon spathula (Mississippi paddlefish), 999 nucleotides. It is a transcript of the gene surf2, whose product is annotated as surfeit 2. Bases 124 to 858 code for a protein of 244 amino acids. Lineage: Eukaryota; Metazoa; Chordata; Actinopteri; Acipenseriformes; Polyodontidae. The transcript is spliced from 6 exons. The record is from RefSeq and is a predicted model, not a curated record.